This is a messenger RNA of Acanthosepion pharaonis, 615 nucleotides long. The record is from the annotation of a GenBank genome assembly. NCBI's taxonomy places the organism in Eukaryota, Metazoa, Mollusca, Cephalopoda, Sepiida, Sepiidae.
AUGCUUUCCUCUUCCUUUUUGCCUAUUUCCUUUUCGCGCCACUACUCUUUUUCAUUUAUCACUUCAACUUCCGCCCACAGUAGAUCCGGUCCUAAUAUGUGUCCGGACCGCAUCCACUUCGAAGUUAUUCACCAUGUUCAGAAUAGUGAUAAGCCUGCAAACUACUUGACCCAUUUAUAUACAAUAAAAAAAUAUCUAUCUAUCUAUCUAUCUAUCUAUCUAUCUAUCUAUCUAUCUCAUUUUGUUCAUAUAUCUAUCUAUCUAUCUAUCUAUCUAUCUAUCUAUCUAUCUAUCUAUCUAUCUCAUUCUGUUCAUUAUCUAUCUACCUAUCUAUCUAUCUACCUAUCUAUCUAUCUGACCAUUUCCGUCUGUUUCUAUAUAUCUAUCUACCUAUCUAUCUAUUUAUACGAGAUAUCGUUGCGUAUGAAACUUCCUUUCUGUCAGGCGCAUUUCCGAAACAAUAUUGACUCAGAAACAAGCUACAGACAUGAUGUGUGCCGGCCAGCACUUGUGCACGUCGUCUCAGAGACACAUUUACUCGCCCACACACUAUUACUAUCUAUCUAUCUAUCUAUCUAUCUAUCUAUCUAUCUAUCUAUCUAUCUAUCAUGCUGA